This is a messenger RNA of Amoebophrya sp. A120, 1341 nucleotides long. Lineage: Eukaryota; Dinophyceae; Syndiniales; Amoebophryaceae. The record is from the annotation of a GenBank genome assembly.
CUUGACAUUGGUGCACGUACAAAUUGGAUGUCUACUUUCUGCAUUAUUUUGUCUCGAUGUGUUGUGUCUCUAUGAACAAUAUGUGGCUUCUCUGCAUUUUUACGUUCAUGCGAAAGCCACAAAGGCGCUGUUACUUCGUUUCGAAAAGGAGCAGCUGUUUGCAGACGGGCAGAGCGGCGUGAGGCACGCCCAUGAAGAAAGUCCAACCGAGUUCUUCCACGCCACAUCGUCCGUGGCUCAGAGCGGAGUGCUUAUCAAUCAUGACGGAGAACCAUCCCAACAAUUCUUGUCCCAGCACCCGGAGGUGUUCGUGGUUUCGCUCGCUGCAGAGGCAGGGGGAGAGCUUGAUGCCGAAGGUGACAAUGAAAAUUAUACUCCGUCGGCAGGCGGACGUGGAGGAGCUGGAGCAGCGCCAGGACUACAACAUGCAACUACCGAUCCCGCGGUGCAAGAGUAUGCCUACUACAAAACGCUUCUCGAAGCGGCCACUGCCUACGUCUUCAAUGCCUUCCACCGGGAAGGGGAAGAGAAUGCGGUUUUCCAGGGAACCACGUACGCCUACUCAAAAGCGGUUCCAAUCCACACGGAAGAAGAACUGCAGCAGCAACUACGAGCACACCGGCACCACGGCGGUCGUGGAGGUGGUGAACACGGAAGAUCCUUGUCCCCAGCAGAUGAUUGGGGCGAGCUCCGGCACAAAUUUGUUCUUAGCCAACAGUCGCCAAACCGGGGCCAGAAUAGGACGCAAGUGGAAGACGUGGAGGAUGUUUUGCAAAGUUCUGUCAGGCACAAGUUCAUCUUUCCCAAAUUCGUUGGCGUCUUGCCCGUCUACACAGCGAGCUGCGGGAUAGAAACUUCAGCUGGUGGUGCUAGUGGCACGACAAGGACAACUUCUAGUACCGAGAUGAAUUCUGACCAGCGGCAAGAAGAUCAAGUAGACCCGGUACUCGCAGAGCACUUACGGAAGAAACUCCACCACCUACUCAAAUUCUUCGCCGACAUGUACAAUAUGCACUUUUACCUCAGCGUGGACGUAAAGCCCGCGCUAGAAAUAACAAAAUCCUCUUCCUUUGAAGAAGUGCCACUGCCAUCAGAAGUACUAUCAACAUUCUCCUGCCCGACAGCGACCACGAACCGCAACACGAAACUCUGGCAAGCGAUUCGCCUCGUCGACGCCACCGACUUGGUCCGGUCUGGGAAAACCUUUGGGUUUUUGGCGGUGCAGAAGAAAAUAGGGGAUAUCAGAAAUUUAGGAAGAGAGAUACAAGAUUCUCUGACCACCCAAAACCCGUUUCUCCGCAAUGGGCAGGGCGCAAUAAAGAAGCACCUUUACGACUACAG